AUGGACUGUGAAAAACUUGGAAAACAGCCUCUGAAAUGUAAUUUCAUGAGCCAGUUUCACAUCAUGUUUGGCAUGAUGAGACAAGCCCUGAUGGUGAACAAACUACAUUCUGAAACCUUGCUAUUACCAAAAUACAGAAUGAAAGCGUGCGUUCUGGCAGAACUGAGUGUUUCGAUAUUUUCUUCCGAACAGGCUAUCUUGGACAUGACCUAUUUUGAGGAGAACAAGCUGGUAGAUGAAGAUUUUCCAGGAGACUCUUCUUUGCAGACAGUAAAGGAGCUUAUCAGCGUUCUUUCGGAACCAGAAAUUCUAGCUAAAGAAAGUAACCCGCAUCCGGAAAAAUAUACCCUGCCGGAGGCAGAAUUGCUGGAGUGUCUGUAUUGGCGCCAAAGAGCCCUACUCUUCGUGUACUUUCAUUCUGUGACCAAACGGGAGAGGUGGCUGGCAGGGAAGGCUGGUUUCCUGAGAUAGGGCCUCAGUGAUGGAAUACAUUUCUCGCUCAAGAUGUCUUUCUGAUGCCCUAUUCAGCUAAAUGAUGGUGUUAAUUUUCAAGAUACUGACACAGCCAAGUUACUCAGCGAGGGUAUAUAUAGUGACACACAUUUACUAGCCAUGAUGUACGUUGGAGAAAUAUGUUACUGGGGACUGAAAUAUUGUGGACGUGAAAAGACAGAGAAUAACGAAGAGGCUACUAAUAGUAGUGAUGUAGACUGCAGUAUCCAGAAAGAGAUCUUGGAUUUCCGAAAAAUACGAGAGAGGACAUUGAAGAGAUAUGUAUCCCUGUGUGAGGGAUCUCUGAAAGAACAGGGCUGGAAUACGACCAAUGCAAAAAGAAUAUUGGACUUCUUCUGGAAUUUUGCUAAUUCAAAACUUUGGGAAGAAUCUCUGCUCUCUCUGCUUCUUUCACUCGCAACGUACAAGGGCACCAGGAAUAACGUUUUAAUUCGUGAUGUGGCUCCAAUCCACCCGUUCUUACCUGUUCCCCCCAAAUCCCCGCCCUGGACCCUGGUCCGAUUGCCUCUGGAUAAAUGUAGCUUCGAUUUUGCUCAUCUUCUACCUCUCUCCAGUCUAAAAUGUCCCGAUCACCACAUCGAAAGCCAGUAUCCAGGCUUGCCGUUUAAGCUGCCGCCAUUCAGAUUGAAUACAAGCUUCUGA
Tachyglossus aculeatus (Australian echidna) is the source of this 1155-nucleotide messenger RNA. It is a transcript of the gene RIMOC1, whose product is annotated as chromosome 3 C5orf51 homolog. Gene Ontology annotation, biological process: mitophagy. The record is from RefSeq and is a predicted model, not a curated record. Lineage: Eukaryota; Metazoa; Chordata; Mammalia; Monotremata; Tachyglossidae.